Molecule: messenger RNA, 753 nt
Organism: Colletotrichum higginsianum IMI 349063
Lineage: Eukaryota; Fungi; Ascomycota; Sordariomycetes; Glomerellales; Glomerellaceae
Product: Acetate transporter
Exons: 5
Coding region: 1-753 (250 amino acids)
Cellular component (GO): plasma membrane
Molecular function (GO): acetate transmembrane transporter activity
Source: RefSeq, a predicted model, not a curated record
AUGUCUGCCUACUCCCCGGCCCGGAACGGGGCAAAUGAGAAGGGAAUCGAAUCUGUGAGGCCCGAGACAACUCUAGAGAGAUCCGAGACGGUUCAGAUCAACGGCUCGCGAUUCCCGGCACCGAGGCCACUUCCUACUGCCGCUACUUCGCUCCCCAUCGGCGCGUUCGCCACGACGCUGACGACGCUCUCGCUCAGCUUGAUGGAGUGGCGAGGGGUCACGACGACCAACGUCUACAUUGCGAACUUCUUCUUCCUUGCCGCGUUCGGGCUCCUCAUCUCCGCGCAGUGGGAGCUCACCGCCGGCAACGGCUUCGGGUACAGCGUCUUCAGCGCUUUUGGUCUGUUCUACGCGGGCUACGGGGCCAUCUUGACGCCCUCCUUCGGGGUGGCUGCGGCCUACGGCGACGACAUCCAGCAGUACAACAACGCCCUGGGACUUUUCAUGAUCAUCUGGAGCGUCUUCGUCCUCGCGUACUUGGUGGCAUCUCUGCCCACGAACGUCGUUUACAUCCUGAUCUUCGUCUUCGUGGAGCUCGCCUUCGUCGCCGUUGCCGCUAGUUACUUCGCCGCGGCAGACGGCAAGCAGGCAGCCUCGACGGGGCUCAAGAAGGCCGGCGGUGCUUUUGCCUUUCUUGCGGGGCUUGUCGGGUGGUACUUGACUUUCCACCUGCUGCUGAAGGACUCGGUUGUGGAGUUGCCUCUGGGAGACACGUCGCAGUACUUCCCCAAGACGAGGAAAAGGCAAGAAUGA